AUGGGGAGCACAUCUACUGACGAAUUGACGCCACUCAAGAGGUCAAGUGAAUGGGAAUUUCCGGGCGCUGGAGGAGAUGUGGGAGCUGUCCGAAAAAUCAACCUUUCACACCUCAAAUGGGAGCAGCUCAAGGGUCUGUGUCAGGACUUCAAGUUGGCCUCCAGCGGGACAAAAGCCAUGCUGGUUGCUCGAUUGCAGGAUUACAGCAGCAACCGAGCGAUCUGGAACCUCUCAAAACCUGGCGUCCACCGUCCUCAUAAGGGCUUGCAUGCUGAAACGAAGAACAAGGCUCUCAAGGGCUCACAUAAACGGCGUGCUAAAAUCAUCAAGGAGGCAGAUCCGGGGGACAUACAACGUUCAAAGGACACACGCUCCCAGACGCAAAAAGCUGACAUGGUGCUUUGGGCAAAGAGUUACAUACAUGACCAUCCCCCUCGGCCCAGAUCUCCCAAGAGAGAGGCGGAUGCCAAUGACAUGCUUGUUGACAAUGAAAGGAUCUCUGCCCAGCUCACCGGCAUCCGUGAGCAGCUCAUAGCCAUUGCCCACAGCCAUAUGCCAACAUCAACCACGAUGUCUACUUACCUCUCCCCCACUGCUUGUGCACUUCUCGCUCCUCAUGCUUCCCCAUUCUCCGCUGUGCCACUGUCUCUGAUCUCGCCAGCAACCCCCACUCCUGUUAACGCACCACCUCUUCCAAACGCUACAUCGUCCCACACACCUAUCCCACCUCCCGUAACGCAAUGUCGACUGUCUGUACAGCUCCCGUCUGCCCAGCCGUUAUCACCUUCGCCUGCUGUGUUCCCCUUGGCAGCUGAAUCUCUGCAACCACCUAUGGCUGGUGCAUCAAAUUCAAGGGCAGAGAUGCUGACACAUCUCAGACUCCGAGAUGGUACCACUCUCCGUUUCUGCCAAUCUGAUGUUCCAGAUCCCAAGAACCUGACGUUUGCCACAAACAUCGACCUUCUUGGAAUACUUUGGACUGAGUCCAAUCCCAACUUUAGAGAGGACCGUUGCGAAGUAAGAAUUGAUGGCCAUGGGAUUGCACUUGAGCAUUGGCCAACUGUGUUCAAGAAAACGACUCGGGGAGGAGAUGACAGGCGUUGGGAGGGCUUGAAGAAGACAUGGGACAAAUGGCGUUGGGUAGGACUGCGGUAUAACCAGUCAACACCAGCAAACUUUUGGGCCGAGUUUACAGAUGACCAGGGCAAGCAAAUGAACAUUACAACUAUUUACCGUAUCUUACUUGAGCAGCGUAAAGCUGCAAAGGCGAAGUAG
Messenger RNA from Marasmius oreades (fairy-ring Marasmius), 1275 nucleotides. RefSeq lists its product as uncharacterized. NCBI's taxonomy places the organism in Eukaryota, Fungi, Basidiomycota, Agaricomycetes, Agaricales, Marasmiaceae. Bases 1 to 1275 code for a protein of 424 amino acids. The transcript is spliced from 6 exons. The record is from RefSeq and is a predicted model, not a curated record.